GCUUUAGCCUGUUAGCAGCACGCUGUUCUGCAGGAGGACGCUGCGUUUGUGCCCACUCUCCUCGCUCUUCUUCGGGUUCUCUCGUCUCUGCGCCGCCACUUCACGGAGCUCUCCUCCCGGACACGCCGCUGUCGGUCCCGCGGGACUCUGCAGGAAAAGACCAGUACAGGCCGAGCUUCGGAGGGUUUGCGGCGGUCAUCGGUGCGGCUGUGCGCGUGUGGAGGCGCGCAGAUGGCGGUCACUAUCGAGGAUCUGUACCGCAGCUACGGCGUGCUCGCGGACGCCAAGGACAACCUGAGCCAGCACAAAGAUGCAUACCAGGUGAUCCUAAACGGCGUGAAGGGUGGGCCUAAAGAGAAGCGUCUCGCAGCUCAGUUCAUCCCAAAAUUCUUCAGUCAGUUUCCAGAACUUUCAGAUGCCGCCAUCAACGCUCAGCUCGACCUGUGCGAGGAUGAAGAUGUGUCGAUCCGGAGACAGGCCAUAAAGGAGUUGCCGCGCUUCGCUACAGGAGAAAACAUCCCCAGAGUGGCAGACAUCUUAACACAGCUCCUACAGACAGAUGACUCUGCUGAAUUUAACCAGGUCAACGCAGCUCUGCUUUCCAUCUUCAAAGUCGAUGCAAAAGGCACUUUAGGUGGCCUGUUCACGCAGAUCCUUCAGGGAGAAGACAUUGUUCGUGAGCGAGCAAUAAAGUUCCUGUCGACCAAACUGAAGACUCUUCCAGAGGAUGUGAUGACGAAAGAGGUGGAGGAGUUUGUCUUCUCUGAGACCAAGAAGGUUCUGGAGGAUGUGACCGGAGAAGAGUUUGUCCUGCUCAUGCGAGUGGUCAGUGCUCUGCGCGUUCUUCAGACUGUGAACGGCCGACAGCAGUUAGUAGAGCUGGUGGUUGAGCAGGCGUUUCUAGAGCAGGCCCUGAACCCCUCUGACCCAGAUACAGUGGACCGACUAUUGCAGUGUACAAGACAGGCCCUACCACUCUUCUCUAAAAACGUUCACUCAACUCGCUUCGUAACGUACUUCUGUGAACACGUGCUGCCAAACCUGAGCGCCCUGACCAGCCCUGUGGCUGGCAUUGACAUUCAGCUCGAGGUGCUGAAGCUUCUGGCAGAGAUGAGUCCAUUCUGUGGAGAUAUGGAGAAACUGGAGGCCAACCUGCACACACUCUUCAACAAAUUGCUGGAGUUCAUGCCUCUGCCCCCUGCUGAGGAGUCUGAGGAUGGAGAGAACUCGAGCUCAGAUGAACCCAAACUACAGUUCAGCUCUGUGGAGUGUCUGCUCUACAGCUUCCACCAGCUUGGCAAGAAACUGCCCGACUUCCUGUUAGACAAAGUGGACCAGGAGAGGCUCAAGGACUUUAAAAUCAGGCUGCAAUACUUUGCACGCGGGUUGCAGGUUUACAUUCGUCAGCUGAGAGUGGCUCUGCAGGGGAAAACCGGAGAUGCGCUAAAAACAGAAGAGAAUAAAAUCAAAGUGGUCGCGCUGAAAAUCACAAACAACAUCAACGUCCUUAUUAAGGACCUGUUCCACAAUCCUCCGUCGUACAAGAGCUCAGUGACGCUGUCGUGGAAACCUGUUCAGAAAACAGAGGCUGCAGCCGCCACAGCUCCUAAACGCUCUGCACCAGAAGAGACCGGAGCUUCUGCAGUGAAGAAGUCUGCUCCUCCUGCUCCAAGACGAGAUGCCCGACAGAUCUACAAUCCUCCGAGCGGGAAGUACAGCGGCACCAUCGGGAACUUCACCUAUGAGCAGCGUGGAGGAUUCCGAGGCGGGCGGGGACGAGGCUUUGGGAACAGAGGAAACCGCAGCAGAGGGAGGAUGUACUGACCUUCACAAUAAGACUCUACAAACAGGAAGAAUGGACUGAAGCUUUCACAAUAAAACCCUCCCGGACUCACUUCCUGUCAUGCUUUUAACCACUUUUACGUGUCUGGUUUUAAAUAUGUCUCCUGCUCCUUGUCAUCCCUUAUUUUUUUUUACUUUUUGGUGAUUUUCGUGCCGAUAUUUUUCUGACGCUGUAGUGAAAAGAUGAAUGCUGUUUGUGUUUGAGUUUAUUUAAACCUUUUUUAAUUCAAAUUGGACGAGACUUUGUACAAAUCUAUGUCGCAUUGGAUUUUUAUCAUAAACUUGUACCGACUGUC
Boleophthalmus pectinirostris (great blue-spotted mudskipper) is the source of this 2138-nucleotide messenger RNA. It is a transcript of the gene api5, whose product is annotated as apoptosis inhibitor 5. The record is from RefSeq and is a predicted model, not a curated record. The transcript has 14 exons. Gene Ontology annotation, molecular function: RNA binding. Gene Ontology annotation, biological process: negative regulation of apoptotic process. The coding region runs from base 232 to 1824 and encodes 530 amino acids. Lineage: Eukaryota; Metazoa; Chordata; Actinopteri; Gobiiformes; Gobiidae. Gene Ontology annotation, cellular component: nucleus.